Molecule: messenger RNA, 1227 nt
Organism: Rotaria socialis
Lineage: Eukaryota; Metazoa; Rotifera; Eurotatoria; Philodinida; Philodinidae
Source: the annotation of a GenBank genome assembly
AUGGAAUCCGAUGUCGGAUUAGUUCACCUGGGUAGUGAUAAACAAAAUCUUAAUGAAAUUUUCUCGGUGAUUCUGGUUCAAAUACAAAAUUUAAGAGAUCGAUUAACACAAUACGAAUCAAAAACUCAAUCUCAAGAAUUACGUAUUGAAACCCUGGAACUAAAUCAACAAAUGCAAGAUACAAAUAUUAAAGCAUUUGAUAUAGCAAGAUUAUUUCGAUUCUAUUUCCUCGACAAGAUUAUCAAACAAGUGUACCCAACAAUGGGCACGUGGUCCAAAUUUACAAAUGAGUGGUCUUUUCGUGAACAAAAAGUUAUGGAAUUAUUGCAAAUUGACAGGAAAUGUGUUGACCCGAAAGAAGAUUUAAAUGUGCAAAACCAUCCACGUGUACGAACUUUCAUUGAACCGAUUGAAGCUAAAUUAAAACAAACGACCAACUUGGAAUUGAAAUUAAUUGAUUUACGUAAAAUGGCGAGUGAUCGACUCAGUAUGGGCAUCAGCCUAUCCGAUCGAUUUUGUUCACAAAUUUUACCUAAAAUUCAUCAUCAUAUCGAAUGGCUUAAUGUUGAAUCGCCAUCAAUGGCACGUAUUCUUCUUUCCACCAAUUAUCCUAAUUUAUAUGAACUUGGUUUAUAUAAUCUUGAACAAGAAAUGACAGAACAUCUCUUUUCCGAUCACAUACUUUUAUUGCAUACAUUUAAAAGUCAAAUCUUAUCACUUGUUGUCAAUAUGAGUCCAAAUGACAAGCCAAAUAAAACAGAAAGUAUAAACAGAAUUAUAUUUACAAAUAUCUUUAAUAUGUUCAUCAAUUUGCAGCGUUUAAAUUUUGUUUCAUCUUCCAUUUGGUAUCAAAUGUUAUCAUUUCAUAAUUCUCCUCCAACUAUUUUCUCGGCAAAUCUAUUAGAAUUGCAUGUCAGUUUGGAGAAUUUCAUUGAUUGUCUUUAUUUAGUUGAUGGACGUUUCAAUCAACUUCGUACACUUCAUGUUAAUAUUAAUAAAAUUACUCGUUCGCAGUUAAUCGAAAAUAAAGGAAAACUCCUUAAUUUAAGAUGCUUUGUGCUAUACUGUGAUCUGUUUCGAAAUGCAUAUGAUGAAUUAAUUGUGCCGCUUCUAGAUCGAAUGUUAAAUUUAGAAGAACUCAGUUUGACUUUUGAAAUCGUUGGUAGAAACAAAUUUAUUGAUGGAAACAAUUUGAAGGACAUUAUUGAUCAUAUGGUACANUGUUGA